GUCCUCGCUCCUUCCAGCUUUGACUACACUACAAACAGCAUGAGCUACACUGGAUGUUGUUCUACCGGAUGCUGCUCCGUCGUGAAGAGCAAAACAGUGUGCUGCAGCCAGCCCUGCCAGAAGACCAUCUGCUGCAACCCAUGUCAGAAGACCAUCUGCUGCGACCCUUGUCAGAAGAAGACCGUCUGCUGCGACCCAUGCCAGCAGUCCUGCUGUGAUCCAUGCCAACAGUCCUGCUGUGACCCAUGCCAACAGUCCUGUGACCCGUGCCAGCAGUCCUGUGACCCGUGCCAGCAGUCCUGCUGUGAUCCAUGCCAGCAGUCCUGCUCCCCCUGCCAGCAGUCCUGUGACCCGUGCCAGCAGUCCUGUGACCCAUGCCAGCAGUCCUGCUGUGACCCAUGCCAGCAGUCCUGUGACCCAUGCCAGCAGUCCUGUGACCCGUGCCAACAGUCCUGUGACCCAUGCCAGCAGUCCUGUUGUGACCCAUGCCAACAGUCCUGUGACCCAUGCCAACAGUCCUGUUGUGACCCAUGCCAGAAGACCGUGUGUUGUGACCAGCAACCCUGCUGCUACUGCAGCUGCCGUCCCUGCUGCUCUGACCGUCUGUCUUGCUGCUCCUACGUGGUGAAGAAGCCCGUUACG
Antrostomus carolinensis (chuck-will's-widow) is the source of this 642-nucleotide messenger RNA. Its product is annotated as keratin-associated protein 5-5-like. Lineage: Eukaryota; Metazoa; Chordata; Aves; Caprimulgiformes; Caprimulgidae. The transcript has a single exon. The annotation marks the transcript as partial. The record is from RefSeq and is a predicted model, not a curated record.